AUGGGCAAUCACUUCGCCAUACCUCUCGGUUUCGAGAAUAUCCUCAUUCGUUGUUGGAAUUCCACUGUUGGACAGGCUAAUCACGUAUGCAAGGUUAAACAAACUCUUCCAGCUUUGUCUACUGCUCUUGAUGAACUGAAGGCACGGAGGAAUGACCUGCAACGGGAGGUUGUUUUGGCCGAACAACGGCAACUGAACCGACUCGAUCAAGUUCAGCUAUGGCUUUCGAAAGCAGAAACUAUGAUAACAGAGGCGGAAAAUCUGAUUGCAGAUGGCCCUCAACAAAUAAAUAACUUGUGUCUCGGCGGUUGCCUCUCCAAGAAUUGCCUGUCUACCUACAAGUUUGGGAAAAAGGUGGCCAAAAUGCUUCAAGACAUAAGGGAUCACAUGAGUAAAGGAGUUUUUGAUAGGGUAGCAGAGACUCAGCCAGCAUCUUCAGUUGUAGUAAGACCUGAGGAUCGGACAGUUGCUCUUGAAUCCACCAUCGACAAGGUAUGGAGCUGUAUCAUGGACAACGAUGUGGGGAUCAUUGGCCUCUACGGCACAGGAGGCGUUGGAAAGACAACACUCUUGACCCAAAUCAACAACAAGUUCAGCACAACACCACAGGGUUUCGAUAUUAUAAUCUGGUCGCUGGUGUCUAAAGAUUACAAUUUUGGGAAGAUUCAAGAUGAGAUUGGUGGGAAAAUUGGGUUUUCGGAUGAAUCUUGGAAAAAUAGAAGUGUUGACCAAAAAGCUGAAGAUAUCUAUGGAGUCUUGCGCCAAAAGAGAUUUGUUGUAUUAUUGGAUGAUCUAUGGGAGAGGGUGGAUUUGAACAAAGUUGGGAUUCCAAAACCAACCCAAGAAAAUGGUUCCAAACUAAUUUUCACCACUCGAUUAAAAGAGGUUUGUGGCGAAAUGGAAGCUCGAUAUAAAAUUAAAGAGUGUGGUGGACUGCCUCUUGCACUGAUUACGAUCGGCCGUGCCAUGGCUUGCAAGACAACACCUGGGGAAUGGAAAUAUGCAAUUGAGAAGUUGAAGCGAUCGGCGUUACACAAAAUGGAAAAUGAGGUAUUUCCGCUUUUAAAAUUCAGUUAUGAUUAUCUAGAUCCCACAAUGAAAUGUUGCCUCCUAUACUCCUGUCUGUAUCCUGAAGAUUAUAAUAUUCCCAAAAUGAGAUUAGUGGAGUAUUGGUUUUGUGAAGGGUUGUUGAAUGAAUUUGAUAGGAUUAGUGAUGCUCAAAAGCAAGGACACAACAUUAUUGGCUCUCUUCUCAGUGCCUGUUUACUGGAAAGAGAUGGAGAAUAUUGUGUGAAGAUGCAUGAUGUGAUCCGAGACAUGGGUUUGUGGAUAGCAUGCGAGCUUGAAGAGAAAGAGAAGAGUUUCUUUGUAAAAGAACGUGCUCAAUUACUAGAGGAGCCAAAUGUUAAGGCAUGGGAAGGUGCAAAAAGAGUGUCGGUGAUGAAAAAUAAGAUUAAAGUUCUGAGAGGAACCCCUAAAUGCCCUAGCCUUCGAACUUUGUUUCUUACCCAAAAUAAGCUGCAGGUGAUCAAUGAUGGCUUCUUUCAGUUUAUGCCUCAUCUAACUGUUUUGGAUUUGUCGCGGAACAUAGAUUUAAAAGCACUACCAAAGGGAAUUUCACGAUUGAUUUCUCUAGAAUGUCUUGAUCUAUCUGGAACUGGUAUAACAGAGUUGCCAAUGGAAAUGACAUUCUUAACCAAACUGAAAAUGUUGGACUUGAGUGUCAUGUUUCAUCUCGAAAGAAUCCCACAGAAUUUGAUAUCUAGUUUUUCCAUGUUGCAAAUAUUCAGGUUGGGGAUUGACGUGGCUGUAAGAGGAGGUUUCCCGAAGGAAGACAAUGUUCUGGAUGGGAAUGAUAAUGAAAAGCUUAUAGUGGAAUUGAAAAGUCUGCAACAUCUGAAUAUAUUAAGGAUACCAGAGAUACAAAGCAUGUCUGCUCUACAAAGUUUUCUAAGCCACCACUUGUUUCGAUGCAGCACCGAAGCACUAGAGUUGUGGUAUUUUAGGGAGACAAAUGUGUUUAAUGUUUUAUGUUUAGAAAACAUGGAGCGUCUGGAGAGGUUAGCUAUCUAUGGCUGUGGAAACAUGGAGGAGAUGAAAAUGGAAAAACUGCAUACCAGGGGUUCUCCGAGUACUAAUUACACUUCAGGCUUCCACACAUUGACAGGAGUUAGAAUUUCUAGUUGUUACAAAUUGAAGGACGUUACCUGGCUGUUUCUUGCUCCAAAUCUCAGGUCUCUUUCGAUAGCUGGGUGUGCAAAAAUGGAAGAAAUACUGAGCGAGGGAAGACUCGGAGAUGUUGCAGAUGUGGUGGGAAUUCCAUACCCUACACCAUUUCUGAACCUUCAUACACUUCGUCUAUAUAGACUACCGGAAUUGAAGAGCAUAUACUGGGAUGCCCUACCCUUCCCAUGUCUGAAAAGUGUUUAUAUAGAGGACUGUCCAAAACUGAAGAAGCUUCCUCUCAACUCUGACAGUGCAAAAGGGAAUCACAUCACCAUUAGGGGAUUCCAAGACUGGUGGGAACAGCUAGAAUGGGAGAAUGAAGCCACUCGAAAUGCUUUUAUGCCAUCUUUUCAAGAGCCUUUUCACGGAAGAAAUCUAUUGUGA
This is a messenger RNA of Hibiscus syriacus, 2610 nucleotides long. RefSeq names its product probable disease resistance protein At1g12290. Gene Ontology annotation, molecular function: protein binding; ADP binding. The transcript has a single exon. The coding region runs from base 1 to 2610 and encodes 869 amino acids. The record is from RefSeq and is a predicted model, not a curated record. Lineage: Eukaryota; Viridiplantae; Streptophyta; Magnoliopsida; Malvales; Malvaceae.